CCCACUCCCAACCCCUUGUUUUUAGAUUGACAACUUCCCCUGUUUUUUUCUGUUUGUUUACAGGCAAAAAAAGGAAAACUCCAUGAAUGCUACAAAGCUAAUUUUGAGUGCAGCAGCACUUGCAAUAAUCACUGUAAUUUUGACUUUAAGCUCGAAAAAUGUUUACAGUCCACCUUCAAUACCAGGAUCCAAAGAUUUCCUAUCGAAAUCUGAGGUAAUCCAACUGAAAGGAGCAGUUGGGCCGGAGAGUAUUGCGUUUGACCCGAACGGAGAAGGCCCAUAUACCGGCGUUGCCGAUGGACGGAUUCUUAAAUGGAAAGGAGAUUCUCAAGGUUGGGUUGAUUUUGCUGUCACUUCUUCUCUAAGGAACGAAUGUGUGCACCCUUUUGCUCCCCAUAUGGAGCACAUAUGUGGAAGACCGCUGGGCGUACGAUUUGAUUCAAGAACUGGAGAUCUCUACAUUGCUGAUGCCUACUUAGGACUUCAAGUUGUGGGGCCAUCUGGUGGAUUAGCUACCCCACUCGUCACAGAAGUUGAAGGCCAGCCUCUGCGCUUCAUAAAUGACCUUGACAUUGAUGAGCAAGAAGAUUCAAUUUACUUCUCAGAGACCAGCACACAAUUCCAGAGGAGGCAAUUUAUUGCAUCUGUUGUAAGCGGAGACAAGACAGGCCGGCUGAUGAAAUACGACAAAUCAACCAAUUCAGUGACAGUUUUACUACGAGGCCUUGCUUUUGCCAAUGGUGUAGCGUUGAGCAAAGACAAGUCCUUUGUACUAGUGGCUGAAACUUCUACCUGUAGAAUAGUAAGGCAUUGGCUUAAAGGCCCUAAUGCAGGAAAACACGAUACAUUUUCUGAUCUACCAGGAUAUCCAGACAACAUCAGAAGAAACUCGAGAGGGGAGUUUUGGGUCGGUUUGCACUCAAAAAGAUCGCUGCUUGCAAAAUUGGUCACAUCCAAUUCAUGGUUCGGAAGGACAAUGCUAAAACUUCCAUUCACCUUCCAGCAACUGCAUUACUUGUUAGUUGGAGGGCAGCCGCAUGCAACUGCCAUUAAGCUAGGUGGGGACGGGGAAGUUUUGGAAGUUUUAGAAGACAUCGAGGGCAAGACCUUGAAGUUUAUAAGCGAGGUUGAAGAGAAAAACGGCAAGUUGUGGAUUGGUUCUGUACUAGUGCCUUUUCUUGGUGUUUAUGAAUUGUCUUAAAGUAGCAGUUUCCUAAAUAGUUUUUAACAUGUAAGUCCAGCUUGUCUUUUCUUGGAGUCCAUUGAUUGGUUCUCCACUUUUGUAUUUUGCUUUUCAAACUCCUUUGAUAUGAGUUAGUUAUCUGAGCCGACGGUCUUGCUGAAACAA
This is a messenger RNA of Solanum dulcamara, 1348 nucleotides long. RefSeq names its product protein STRICTOSIDINE SYNTHASE-LIKE 10. Bases 83 to 1201 code for a protein of 372 amino acids. NCBI's taxonomy places the organism in Eukaryota, Viridiplantae, Streptophyta, Magnoliopsida, Solanales, Solanaceae. The record is from RefSeq and is a predicted model, not a curated record. The transcript is spliced from 3 exons. Gene Ontology annotation, biological process: biosynthetic process. Gene Ontology annotation, molecular function: strictosidine synthase activity.